Molecule: messenger RNA, 4313 nt
Organism: Scaptodrosophila lebanonensis
Lineage: Eukaryota; Metazoa; Arthropoda; Insecta; Diptera; Drosophilidae
Gene: ADD1
Exons: 3
Coding region: 209-3904 (1231 amino acids)
Source: RefSeq, a predicted model, not a curated record
UAGAAAAUUCGAAAAUUUGCAGAUCAUCAAUAAACCGUGUUGCUCGCAGUGUACAUACAUAUGCAUAUUCUUUUACAACAACGCGCCGCGCGCCUUUUUUUUGCCUCGAAUAGAAGAAUUGCUGUUGUAAUAAAUUGAGGCUCCAAACCAAAAUUUGCACGUUUGCCAGUUCGAUUAUUGGUAAAUUUUUCUGCAUCUGGCCCUUCCCAUGGGCACUCCAACCAGUGAAUUGGCGAUGGCUCUAGACAUACCGUCGCCGUCAGGCGUUGGGAAAGGGCAGGCGCAAGUUGAAUUCACGGGUACCAAGUUUGAAAUUGACAGCAGCAUUUCAGAGGAGGAGCGCCGCUUCUAUCACAAGCUUUUCCCUACAGUGGAUUUGGUAAACCAGCGCAAGGUACACUGUACCGUAUGCCGAACACACAUUGGCACGGCGCCCAGCGUUGAGGGUAACAUCAAAAUGCAUCCAAUUUUGCGGGUAACGCACUGCGUGAAGUGCCACGAUUUUUACAACAGCGGCGAAUUCUCCAAGGGCGAGGACGGCUCGGAGCUGUAUUGCCGCUGGUGUGGACAAGGCGGAGAGGUUUAUUGCUGCUCCACCUGUCCGUUCGUCUUCUGCAAGUCAUGCAUUAUUAAGAAUUUGUCGCGCGGUGUCAUCAAUGAUAUCGAACAGAACGAAAACUGGAACUGCUUUAAAUGCACAUCCAAAAUUUUGUGGCCAUUACGAGCGCAGCAUUGGGCUCUCAUCAACUACAUCGAGGCACAAAAAAAAGGAAUCAAGUCACUACAGCUGCCCGAGGCUGAAGCCCGCUCUCAAAUGAUGAAGGAUAACAGCACCUGCUGUCGCCUGGCCAAAUCUCGGGCGAGUGGCAUGUCCGAUUCCAUGGAGAGCAUCGAGUCAAAUGCAUCGAAGCGCAGUCACUCUAGUUCCGUUAAUUCAACGAAGAAACCGCAAAAAACUCAGGGUCCGCCAACAAAGCGACCAAAGUCGUCAAACGAUGAGGUCGUUUGUACUCCGGAUCUAUUGAGUAUGCUGGAACCAGACUGUCAAAUCUCGUUGCCACAGACCACAGUUGUACGACAAGUUACGCCGUCGGCAAAUAUAACCACCACACCGCGUAUUGUAACCGUCCAGCAGAACUAUACUGGUCCGUCUUCAGCAACCGGCACUAAUGGCGGUAGUGCUGCAACUUCCAUGCCGCGUAGCAAUGCGCCACCACCGUUGGUACCGAGUAGCACUGGUAUUAGAUAUCGCGGGCCUAACACCAGUUCGCUAAGUGUGGUGCGCCGCACAUUGGUAGCACCGAUGGCUGCACGGAACCCAGGUCCAGUUUUUCAUACCAUCAAUGGCUUUCGCGUCGAUCUCAACUCUGCCGCACAGCAGGAAUCUUACCGGUUGCCAAACGGUCGUCUCAUACAGGUCAAGCGUCAGGUGCCAGCUGCAUCAACGACACCGCAGCAGCCGAGGCCAAUUACACCAGCCCCGCUUUCGGUUGGCCCUCAAGUUGUUCUGCGUCAACGCCAGCCAUUACCAUCAGCAGCACUACGCCAGGGUACAAACGGUGGAUAUGGCUCGAAUAUGGGCAUUUAUAAUCCGCAACCGAACCCUCAACCGAGAAUGCCGCAUCUGGUACGCCUUAAUAAUGGCGCUCAGAUGCAAUCUGUACCGGUUCAGGUACAGCCACAACCUCAGCCACAGCCUCAGAUGCCGGGUCCACCCAAUGGUGCGCCCGUUGUAUUAACCCCAGUGGGCAUGCGUACCUCCACCUUGGUUCGUCACAUUUUUCCCAAUGAUGCCAUCGGCUCGGCUCGAACACGUCUGCAGGAGCAAAUUUUCAACGCAAUGGAAAUUUGCACACAUCUCACGGGAAAGGUGCAAACACUUACAAACUCGAAUGCUUACAAUUCGGCUCGCAGUUAUCUGGACCUCAAAGAGCUCUACAUACAUCUAUCUUAUUUGAUGACAUACGCAAUUGGACGGUUCAAAGGAUUGCAGGACAAAUGCCUUGCCGAUAUGCGUGACCUUGGCUUCAAAAAUGAUGCCAACAGUCUUGAGAACGGUCAAUUGGCUGCCGAAAAGCAAGCCAGUGAUGACGAAGACAACGAAAUAGAAAUUGUAGAGCCAAAAACAGACACAAUUACUAUAGAUUCGGAUAAUGAAGAAGAAGCGCCGUCAACAUCCACUUCCAAUGCCAGCGAUUUAAAAAUAACAUCUGUGACAUCAACCGCACCCGAAUCAACCGAUGCAGGUGGCCCUGAAGAAUUUCUCAUCGAUGUUUCUAGCUUUACCACAUCAAUUUUGGCUAGCAUGCUGGAAGUUGACAUUACGGAAGGUAACGGGAACGUCAAGAAAAGACCAUUAGCAUCUCCUGGCGGCACAGUGCAGAAAAAACAACCACGCAAGAAAACAACAAACAAGAGAAAUCCAGCCCUUCUUCAAUUGGAGCGUGAGCGUAUGGAGGAAACAAAACGCACUGAUAGAAAACUGAAAAUGAAAGUGGUUGUUAAAUUAAAGCGCGUCGAAGAAUAUCACCCAAUAGCACGAAAAUGGGCUGAACAAAUGUCUGCUGCAAAGACCCCUAGAGAACCUACAGGUGCUUACGAAGUAACUGAUCAUAGUCGCGGUACUAGUUAUAAGACUAAUAAGACUGAUGCUGAUGAAGCACUUUCGAAAUCAACUGAGAAUAUUUCUAUAAAUAAUGAUAAUAGCGGGCACAGCGCCAAAAAUGAUAAUGUUCGAGUACGAGUGAAAACAACUAACGAAACAUCUACUACUAAGACUGGAGAAGAAAAUCAAUCUGGAAGAAAUUCAACUGGCAUUGGAGAAAAAAUGGAAGUUGACGGAAACGAUAAGCCUCCCUUAGACACCGCUGCAGACACGAAUAUAGGACAACCUACUGAUAAUAAUUUAUCAGGAAGUACGAAAAUGGGAGUGAAUAAAAUUGAUGUGUCUACAGGCGUUGGUAAAAAGCUGAACACUUCCGUAGAAGAAAGUCUACAAGAGUCUACAGAGGCCGCUGUAAACAAAACUAUAGACUCCACAGAAACUGCUAAAGAACAGCGUCGAGAUUCUACAGGUGCCCAUGAUAAACAAACUCCUGCUAGUAUAGAUAUAGUUGUUGAACAUCCGCAAGAAUUUACCCACACUGUAGAGUCCUUAAAGCAAGCAGAGGUCCCUGAAAAUAUUCCUGAAAAACAAUCUCCAGAGACUGCUGCGGAACAACUACUACACCCUUUAAACGCUGCCGUUGAAAACUCAGAAAGAACUAAAGAUUGUGUUGAAAACCAAUUGUUGGACUCUACAGAUUCUGCAGAAAAACAAUCUCUGGACCCUACAGUUAAAGCCGUGGAAGAACUGCAAAUCUCUCGAGAGCAAUGUCUAGACUCUACAGAAACUGCUGAGCAAGAAUUGCUAGACCCAUCAACUGAGGCCAUAGGAAGUUCUUUAAACCCCACAGACACUGCCAUAGAAGAAGCUCUAUGUACAGUACUGGAGAAACCUGCUGAUGAGUAUAUAUCGGAAAUAGUAGAGCAAAUAGAUAUCGCGCAAAAUUUUGAAACUGAUAUUCAGCAGCUAGCCGAACUAUUCGAAUCCAAUGAAGGUGUCGGAUCUAAUACCAUUGAAAUGUCAGAGCUACAAAGUGAGAAGGAUAAUUUGACACUUAAAAUUUCAGCCGACCCCACCUCUGAUUCUGGAAUAACUGCAGAGGAAACAGACCCAGCCGAGGUGCAGGUAACACAUGAGCUUGAAAAGAAAACCGGUUCAGAUUUGUCUAGUUGCCCGGAUCAAUCACAAUCUUGCGAAGAAACAGGUCUUGAAGCAGACCAGCAACAAAUCACACGCAACGACAGCAAUGAGACACUUCCUAAUUCGGGUGAGUCGUCUACUACGACUCUGUUUGGCUAGUUUGUGAUGAUCAUGUUAGACCCUUCCGACUAUUACCGAUGUAUUUAAUAGUAUAUAAGAACGUCAUUUACAUAAAAUGUAUGUAUUUAGACAUGUGCUCCCUUGCCUUGGUCAAGAAAAGCACAUAAGUACAUCGCCAACAAAUUGUCGAUAACCUCAUUUACACAAGGCCUCGAAUAUUCAUAUGUACGUAUAUAAAAUUGAAUUGAAGUUCCAGAGGAAACCAAUUGAACUUCCAGCAUUAUAAGAAAUAACGCUCAUUUGUUUGUUUGAGUUUUUCUAUUUUUUCGACAACAGUUUUAAGUUAUUCGGACAAAUUAUAUCAUAAAAAAAAGUUUGUUUUGCUAUCGCGAUAAAAGAGUUUAACUUACUAACUGUAAGUAAAUGUCAUGAAUUGUUGUUUUCAAAA